AUGAAGCCUGAAGAAAUUUCAAAGCAGAAAGAUAUUCUGCAUCAGAUAUCUCAAGCCAGCGAUGCCAUCCGACGAAAGCACAGGAUGUUGAAGUUGGGCAAGGAUACAGCUGAAAAAGCCAUGGAAGAAAUGUUCAAGCCUAUUGAAGAAAAUAUUAAAAAAGAAGAAAAGCCACAGGUUGAAAAAGAAGAGGUUCAAGAACAAGAGAUUGAAAAAUCUUCAUACGCUGAUCCAGAAGAGUACAACAGUUUAAUAUCAAAUGAUGAAAGUUCAUUAAACAACAACACAUCAUUUGCUGUAACCCAACCACCACCAUCAACAAGUACUCCAGCUCGUAAAAAUCCUCCUCUCAUCAAUUAUUUACAACGUUUAAGUAAAAAACAUAAAGAUAAUGAUAUGAGAUAUGGUAUACGCAGAAAACAUGGUGAAUUGUAUAUGGGUGAUUCACCUAUUUCAUUUGCAAAUGAUACAAUAACUGUCAAAGAAAGAAGUUAUCCCAUAACUUCUGGGUUGUUGGAAUUAUUGUUUACAAAAACACCGAAAAAUACGCAUGUCAUGCAAGAUGAUAAGACAAAAUAUUUGGAAAUUAUCCAGAGAACAAAUACUCAUAAGGAAAGUUAUGAUCCAAGUAAAAGUAUUUACAGAGAUUCAACAGACAAGUAUAAGAAAUAUAUUGCUGAUUUUGUUGAAAAGCAUAAUGGUAGAGGACUACCAAAAUUUAUGAUUACCACCAAGACACUUAUGGACUAUGUAUACUGGGAUGAUCCAAAUGAACUAGUUGAUCGUUUGCGACUGCUAAUGGCAUCUCAAGCUGCUGGAAAUCCAAGUCACACGAAUGAAAUCAUGUCAAUUAUUGAAGAGCUUAGGGAGGUUGGGGUUAUAUAUUAA
Messenger RNA from Cotesia glomerata, 888 nucleotides. RefSeq lists its product as uncharacterized. The transcript has 2 exons. The coding region runs from base 1 to 888 and encodes 295 amino acids. The record is from RefSeq and is a predicted model, not a curated record. Lineage: Eukaryota; Metazoa; Arthropoda; Insecta; Hymenoptera; Braconidae.